GCAGGCCCGAGUCGUCCUCCCGGGCCCGGGCGAGCUUGGGCGGAGGAGGCCAGAGCAAGAUGGCGACCCGAGUGCUGCUGCGGCGGAGCCUGGGGGGAGCCGGCGGGCUGGGCAGAGCAGGGCCUCGCCUCCCGGCCCGCGGCAGCCUGGCCCUCAGAAAUCAGAACCUGCUGGUUGAAUUUCAGGGGCUGGCAUCAUCAACUAACAGAGCAGGUGAAGACAGCUGGUUAAAAUCACUCUUUGUUCGCAAAGUGGAUCCAAGGAAAGAUGCUCACUCCAAUCUACUAGCCAAAAAGGAGACCAGCAGUCUGUAUAAAAUACAGUUUCACAAUGUAAAGCCAGAAUAUCUAGAUGCCUACAACAAACUUUGUCAAGAGGUGCUGCCAAAGAUUCAUGAAGAGAAACACUACCCGUGUGCACUGGUGGGGACUUGGAACACGUGGUACGGAGAGCAAGAUCAGGCUGUACAUCUCUGGCGGUAUGAGGGAGGCUAUCCAGCUCUUACUGAGGUCAUGAAUAAGCUCCGACAAAAUAAAGAAUUCACGGAGUUUCGCAAAGAAAGGGGUAACAUGCUUCUCUCUCGCAAGAACCAGCUUCUGUUGGAGUUUAGUUUCUGGAAUGAACCUGUUCCCAGGGAGGGUCCUAAUAUUUAUGAACUGAGAUCUUAUCAACUUAGACCUGGAACAAUGAUUGAAUGGGGCAACUACUGGGCUCGUGCUAUUCGUUUCCGACAGGACAAUAAUGAAGCAGUUGGAGGAUUUUUCUCACAAAUCGGACAGUUGUAUAUGGUUCAUCAUCUUUGGGCUUACAAAGACCUCCAGUCCAGAGAAGAUACAAGAAAUUCUGCAUGGAAUAAACAUGGCUGGGAUGAACUAGUAUAUUAUACAGUGCCACUUAUUCAGGAAAUGGAGUCCAGAAUCAUGAUACCAUUGAAGAUCUCUCCACUUCAGUAGUUAUUGACUUACCUGUGCCUACAUAGGUUGAAGUGACAAAUAUUUGUCUUAAAUUAAUUUGAUGGUAUACAUCAUAUAUCAUGGUCAAAGAAACAUAAAAGUAUCAUAUUGAGCUUGUCAAAGAAACCUUUUUUCUUCAGAAUCUAAAGACUUUAUGCAUUUAGAAAUGUACCGGGGAAACAAUAAUAGGGUUGUAGUUUAAGAACUCAAGACAUACCCAGUUCAUCUGUGCAACUGGCACCUUGAACUGAGCCUGGCAUACAAGUAUGUGGUGUGUCCUGAUGUCUACUGAUGCCCACGCUUCAGUAGCAGCAAAGGGAGAGUUGCACAUCUGCCAUUUAAAGUCUUGAACUAAUGCUGUAUUUAAAUCCUGGGGAAAUUGUUACAGUUCAGGGGGCUUUUGUAUAAUGGAAAAUGUAUAUUUGUUUUGUAGUCAUUACCGAUUGAAAAAUCAGUGUUGGUUGGUUCCCAUAAAUAGGAGAGAUUUAAACAAAGCUUUGUAUCUGAGAAAUUCAUACCAUUAUAUCAGUUUUAUUGGGAAUUGAGCCAGUAAAUAAUUAAGAAUUUACAAAGUAGCCAAGAAUAUUUAAAUUCUAACGUGCAGUAGAAUUACUGAACUACUCUCACUUGUAAACAAAGUGCAAGUAUUAGUGGAAAAUGAAUUACAAAUCAGGUGAUAGUUGAAUAUACAGACAAUAGUGGAUUCCAUUUUGAUAAGGCUCUGAAGUAGAAACAAAUAAACAUCCAUCUAGGUGUCUAUAUCUGGAACUAACUUUAUGAAAUUAUUUAAUCAAUGCUUUGGGCUGUAUGAUCUAUAGUAUUGGAGUAGACAUUUGCAAGGAACACUGGUGUGAAAUUUUACAGGCACUCAUGUUUUGUUAAUCGUCUAUUUCUGAAAAUAAUUCUGAAGGCUAGGAAAAGAGGUUUUGUUUAAUAAGCAAUCAUGACUUCAGAUAUAUGCUUGAUCAGGUAUUUCACUAAUAAUACAGUAGGUGCAUCUGAAAUGAUGUGUGAUGAUGGCGCAUGUUGAGUCAAUAUGAUUAGCAUAAAGCAAUGUAUCGUUAUGUCCGGUUCUGUUUUGAUUUCACUUUUAGAUUAGAGCAUAUCAACUUUUUAGUAUCUAUAAUGACGUGACCAUCCUGUAAGUGAAAACAAUGUCUAUUCAAACUAGUUAAAGAAUCACUGUAAUAUAUUGUAUGUACAAAUCGCAUACUGAAUGUCCAGUUUGUACAUUUCAAUGAGUUUUUUCUGCAAUAACAUAUCAGUCAAUAAAAUCCUUUUAAUUUUCACAUA
This is a messenger RNA of Chrysemys picta bellii (western painted turtle), 2246 nucleotides long. RefSeq names its product nipsnap homolog 2 (gene NIPSNAP2). The record is from RefSeq and is a predicted model, not a curated record. Gene Ontology annotation, cellular component: mitochondrion. Lineage: Eukaryota; Metazoa; Chordata; Testudines; Emydidae.